Molecule: messenger RNA, 2650 nt
Organism: Yamadazyma tenuis ATCC 10573
Lineage: Eukaryota; Fungi; Ascomycota; Pichiomycetes; Serinales; Debaryomycetaceae
Gene: MNN2
Product: Mnn2p
Biological process (GO): mannan biosynthetic process
Cellular component (GO): Golgi apparatus
Molecular function (GO): alpha-1,2-mannosyltransferase activity
Source: RefSeq, a predicted model, not a curated record
AUUACAUCACCAGCACAAUUCACCAUCCUCCACCAACAGACCAAAGUAGGUUCAAAUGAAACGCAUAAAGGCUGAUAAAUCGAUUGGCACCACGGGAAUAUACCCGCCCCCUUCCUCCGAAUAUAUCGAUGUCUCACUAGUCUGAACAUGCCCUUCUAUUUGCGUUCGCCUACUUACUUAAUCUCAACGUCUACUGUUCUUCCUUCAGUCUCAGCCUUCUUCUCAGCGAUAAUGUCGGCCUAUCCAGGUCGGCCUAUCUUUGUGUGUAAUGUCGCUUCCUCCUCCUUGUCCAUGGUAUCUUACCUGUUGAACAGCAUAAACAUCUUUGCACCUUGAAAUCUCCUAUCUAUCCCAAGAAAACGCCUUCAUAGGACUCCAAGUAGUCCAGAGUUGCGUGCCAUGAUUUCUAUUCCAAAUGAGCCCACUUACUUCAUGAACACUAUGUGAUCUGGUCCGCUGCUCUGCUCUUUUGGCUCGGGUGUUAAAGUUUAUUAGCCGUUUCCUUAUUUUGGUCUGAUGGUUGAGUGUGUGUAUUGUGUGUAGACUUACUAACCAAAUUUAUUUUUAGCUUCUGGACUGGAAAUUUGUGACCUGGAAAUUUCGCGCGCACUAAAUUUUAUCCACGUUUAAGCUUUCUCUCCAAUGCAAGUUAAGCUCCACAGAUUGUUUGUACAACACAAGUUAAAGGUGCUUGCAGCUAUACUUGGUGUCUUGGUAUGUUUGCAAUUGCUCACCAAUCGUAAUGUGGUCAUUGAGAAAACCAUAAACACCGGUGACCAGAAGGGACCUCUGAAAGAUCCGCUAGAGUUCGGCCAGAUCACCCCAUCACAACCCGCCCCUGAAGACCAUGUUCCUGGCGGCAUUCAAGAGGACAUCAUGAAGGUGGCUGCCGAAGAUCCCGUGAAGGGUUCACCUGAGUAUGACGAUUCUUCUGUGCCAACAAACAAUCUCCCAAAGAAGGUCCUUGAGUCUUUAAGGGAUUUCACCCUAUUUUUCAACGGCGUAGAAGAUUAUGCUAUCAAAUCUCCUUCGAUUAAAGACAAGUACAAAAAGGAAAGAGCACGGGAGAUUUUCGCCUCUAAUAAAGAUUUUCUCUUCUCUAAGGAAUACUUGGAAAAUGUGUUGGACAUUCCUCAGUCAACUUUUGAAGAAUUGAAAAGGUCUCAUACCAACUAUGUGGAAAAACACAUGAACAAACUUCUUUAUAAGUAUAAGCUAUCAACGUUUGGAAAUUUAUUGGAAACGGAUCCUGAAUGGAACUCGUACAAGGAUACCAAAGGUUACGUUUUAAUAGGAGGCGGGCAAUACAGUUGGCUUUCCUACUUGGUUAUCAAACAAAUUAGGGCCACUGGAUCGACUCUUCCCAUUGAGUUGUUUUUUGCAUCACGUGAAGAAUACGAAAAGGAGUUCUGUGAAGACUUGUUACCUGGUUACAAGGUUAGGUGUAACGUAUUUGCCGAUGAACUCUCGACCGAUUUGAAAGAGCGGUUUGAUCUUGGUGGGUAUCAAUAUAAGAUGUUGGCUAUUUUGAGCUCCCAAUUUGAGAAUGUCAUAUACUUGGAUUCUGAUAACUUUCCUGUGAGAAACCCAGAAGGUAUACUAGAAUCUUCCUUGUUCAAGGAAACAGGGUUAAUUCUUUGGCCCGAUGCCUGGGCCAGAACCACUAAUCCUAAGUUCUAUGACAUUGCUGGAGUUGAUGUGAAGGAAAAGAAAACCACCCAUAAUAAUUAUGACAAGGCUCAUGGAGAGAAACCUCUUGGCGAGUGCACCUUUGCUGAUUCGUGGUACCAUACUUUUGAAGGCACUCUUCCAGAUCCAACCUCUGAAACUGGGAUGAUGAUGAUCAAUAAGACUAAGCAAGUAAGAACAUUACUUUUGAGUUUGUACUAUAACUUGUUUGGACCUCACUUUUAUUACCCUUUGAUGACUCAAGGAUCAGCAGGUGAAGGUGAUAAAGAAACCUUUAUUGCAGCUGCUCAUGUUUUGGGAGAACCGUACUUCCAAACUGCCAAACCGUUCUUGUGGGUUGGAUAUAUGAGGGAAGAUGCCCAGAAGUUUGCGUCCAAAGCUUUAGGUCACUACGAUCCCGUGCAAAGUCAACAAGACCCCGACGGCGACCUUGACUUUAUGUUUAUGCAUUUAUCGUACCCCAAGUUCUAUCCAAAUUGGCUUGUGGAUAACCAUGACUUGGUAUACGCAGAGCUGGGCAAACACAUCAGAAUGUACAGUGACAUUUAUUCCAAUGCCGGCUACGACUUUGACUUGAGAGUAUUGCAGUUCUUUACGCAAGGAUUGUGUGAAGCCUACUACGAUGAAAAAGGAGUAUCCGUAUUUGGAGAUAAUUUGAAGAAAAACACCGAGUAUAUGGGGAACUACCUUGCGUAUGUUAAGAACGACCCCGAAAUUGAAGCCAAAAGGUGCAGAGAAGUAUUUAUUCCUCAUUUGAAAUGGUUGAAAGAAACCACCCAAUUCCCCCACCUGGUGGUCCAACCGCAUGGAGAGUGGUAGUUUAGCUCUAGAUAAGCAUGUUAUAGAUUUGAUAAGAACUUGAUGUAUAUGAGUCAGCUUCCCAAAACGGGUGUGGAUCUAAAUUCCGCAGGAGUCGCAAAUUACGAAAUGUAAAAUAGUAUUAUUGACUCCAACUUAUAUA